UAGUGGAAAACUCCUUUCGAGGCGUUGAAAAUCGCUAAGAAAAUGGAGGAAAAACGCGAAGAAUUAUGCUUGAAGCGAAUCUGUCGGUUCUGCAUGACCCAGGAAGAACCAUUGACAAACAUAUUUGAAAAGGAUUCGCCCGCAGAAAAUAACGCGGUGCCGUUGCCUUUACAGAUUAUGGCUUGUGUUUCUGUUGAGGUCUUUUAUAAUGAUGGAAUGCCUAGGACUAUAUGCAGCCCAUGCAGAAUAUUGAUGGAUAGAUCUUAUCGAUUCAAACAAAUUUGCAAACAGAGUGAUAGCGCUUUGAGGCAAUAUCCAAACACUGGGGUUUGGCCUGAACCAAUAAGUUUGCCAGAUGAUAUUUUUGAGACAAUACAGGUGCAAAAUCGAAAACGUGGUAUUGAUGAGGUGGAAGAGGAUUCCAAUGAGACUGCAGAGGAGAAUCCUCCUUCGCCAAAGCAAGUCAAAACCUAUGUUGAGCUCAAACCAGUGACAAGGAAUAGAAAUAGGACUGAAAACAAAGCAACUAAGAAUGAUGAAAAUAAACCAAAAAUUUUGAAUCUGCAAGCUGGAACUACUACUACUGAAGUAUCCAAAGUUUUAAAGAUUGAACGCAGAAGUACAUUGAACGAUGGAAAUACAGAACAAUAUGUGCUUAAGGAAGAUUUCUAUGACUAUGAUGAUAGACCAGCUCUCAGCGAUGAUAAUCCCAACAAGCCAACAGUUUGUGUUGAAACUGAUGUCUUUCCUUGUGACCAUUGCGAUAGAAGUUUUCCUCUUCAACAAUUAUUGGACAUCCACAUGCGCCGUCAUACCAGAGAAAGAAAAUAUCAUUGUGAUCAGUGCUCAAAGAGUUUCUUCAGUAAAUAUGAUUUGGCAAAACAUGCCAAUGUACAUAGUGGUGAGAAGCCUUUUACUUGUGUUGAAUGUGGGAAGGCAUUUGCAAGAGCUACGCUCUUACAUAGGUAA
Messenger RNA from Ctenocephalides felis (cat flea), 969 nucleotides. Its product is annotated as zinc finger protein 260-like. NCBI's taxonomy places the organism in Eukaryota, Metazoa, Arthropoda, Insecta, Siphonaptera, Pulicidae. Bases 43 to 969 code for a protein of 308 amino acids. Gene Ontology annotation, cellular component: nucleus. The transcript has 4 exons. Gene Ontology annotation, molecular function: zinc ion binding. The record is from RefSeq and is a predicted model, not a curated record.